Molecule: messenger RNA, 297 nt
Organism: Hansenula ciferrii
Lineage: Eukaryota; Fungi; Ascomycota; Saccharomycetes; Phaffomycetales; Wickerhamomycetaceae
Gene: MAK31
Product: Mak31p
Exons: 1
Coding region: 1-297 (98 amino acids)
Cellular component (GO): NatC complex
Source: RefSeq, a predicted model, not a curated record
AUGACAUCUAUUGAAGACUUGAUUCCAAGUGAUUUGAUAGGAACUGAACUUAAAGUAACCAUAAAAGAUCAAAGAAUAUUAAUUGGUAUCCUUUUAGCAUUAGAUAAUAAACCAAAUUUAUUAUUAAAUAACGUUAUUGAAAUUUCAAAUCAAUAUAAUUCAAUAAUUGGAUCUGAAAGUGAAAAUAAAAGAGAAUUAGGUCUUGUUUCAAUCCCAUUUGAUUCAAUUGAAAAUAUUAAAAUUAAAAAUAUAGAUCUUGAUAAAACUUUAGAUUGGAAAGAUAAAUCUUUAAAUUAG